Molecule: messenger RNA, 1063 nt
Organism: Erigeron canadensis
Lineage: Eukaryota; Viridiplantae; Streptophyta; Magnoliopsida; Asterales; Asteraceae
Product: TLC domain-containing protein At5g14285-like
Exons: 1
Coding region: 186-926 (246 amino acids)
Cellular component (GO): membrane
Source: RefSeq, a predicted model, not a curated record
GCACCUCAUUUUAGUCGUCGUCUCGUAAAGUACGUUACUCUGCCAAUUUUCACACACACCUACAUCUAUAUCUAUUUACCAGAUUAAUUAAUCAAAAAUCUAUAUAUUCCCCCUUUAGUCAAACAAACUUUCAAAUAUCCCAAAAAAAACACAAAUUAGGGUUUCAAAUUCCUCCCCCCAAAAAAAUGGAUUUCAAUUUCCUAAUUUCAUCUCUCCCAAUCUUCUUCUUCAUAUUCCUGACAAUCUAUUUAACCGCACACCUGCUUGUUUUCCGGACCUGGAAUUCAAAGCUCCGGCCCGAAGCGGCGAGUUGUUUGAUCUCAUUUGCACACGGAACACCUGCAGUCAUUUUAGCUUCUUUAGCGAUAAAUCCGGAGACCGAUUUCGCCACUCGAAACACCGGUUUCCAGAAUUCGGUACUCGAUUACAGCAUUGCUUACUUUUUAAUGGAUCUUUGUCAUUAUUUGAUAUAUAACCCUAGUGAUAUAUUGUUUAUAGGCCAUCAUUUAGCUACCCUUUUCGUGUUUGUUACGUGUCGGUAUUUAGUCGUACAUGGGGCUUAUGGGGUUUUGGUUUUGCUUAUACUUGCUGAAGUUACUAGCUUUUUGCAAAAUGUGUGGACGUUAGCUAGCGCGUUGAGAGUCGAAUCUAAAGUUGCAGCUAAGGUGUUUGAUGUAAUGUCGCCCCCAUUUUAUGUGCUUUAUUCGAUCGUUAGAGGGGUUUUAGGGCCGGUGUUUGUUUACCGGAUGGUUGGGUUUUAUUUAAGUGGUGGUGCUGAUGAUGUUAUUCCUAGGUGGAUUUGGGUUUCUUGGAUUUGCGUUGUGGUUGCUGCGAUUUCGGUUAGUAUUCUUUGGAUUUGUAAUCGGUGGAUCGAGUUGUAUAGAGGAAGGUUAACUGUAAUUGAAAAAGAGAAGAAAUUUAGUUAGAGAAAUUUAAAGUUAGUGAAAUACUUGGAUUACAUCUAGUUCAUUGUAUGAAUACAGUAUUUCAAAGUAAAUCAGAUGUACUUUUGUUAGCUUUUUUUCGAAAUAGUGCAAUAAAAUGUUAUCUAUGAUGCUUUGAA